UUCCUCCCCCACUGCGCCCCUGCUCCUGGUCCACACUGCAGAGAGCCCUGGCAAGCUGACAGGCGCUGACACACAGGCCUACAGGCAGCCCUGAGACAGAGAGAGGGAAAGACUGCCUGAGAGCCUGGGAAAGAGGAGCGUCUCUCCUUCUGGGACCUGGAUCAGGACAGACCAUGCCAAGGACGAAGAAGGAGACUCAGGGAGGGCAGUGCAGACCUGGGAAUUUCUCUGAGUCCUAGGCUCUCCCCCAAUUCAUUUCCCACCCUGUGCCGCCCUGGUCUGCGCCCAGAGCCAGUUCCCGCCCCUAGUAGCAGCCUCCACGCUGGCGCUGGCAGACACUGAGGCCAUGGAGGUGACGAUGCUGCAGGACUGGUGCAGGUGGAUGGGCAUCAGCGCCCGCAGGGGCCUGCUCAUCCUGGGCAUCCCGGAGGACUGUGACGAAGACGAGCUGCACGAGUCCCUGGAGGCCUCCCUGUGGCAAAUGGGCCACUUUGAGGUGCUGGGCAAAGUGUUUCGAGAGGAGGACAAUGCCAGUGCGGCCCUGGUGGAGCUGGACCGGGAAGUCAACUAUGCUUUGGUUCCCAGGGAGAUCCCAGGCAUCGGGCGUCCCUGGACCGUGGUCUUUGUGCCCAGAUGCUCAGGGGAGGACUUUCUGGGUCGCGUGUUCCACUUCCUGGAGCAACAGGGGCAGACUGUGGAGAGCGUGGCCGGAGCCCUGGGGCUGGGGCUGCGCAAGGUGUGCUGGCUGAGGUCUGUCAGUCAGGCCAUCCAGCCCUGGGUGGAGACAGUGCGGUACCAGCCCCUGGGGGUGUUCUCAGGGAGGGACCAGCCAGCCCCGGGGGAGGAGUCCUUUGAGGCCUGGCUGGACCACACCACUGACAUGCUGCUUGUGUGGCAAGGGGUCUCAGAAAGAGAGAGGAAGAGGCGGCUGAUAGAAGGCCUCCGAGGGACAGCCUUGCAGGUGGUGCACGAGCUGCUGGCAGAGAACCCUGCCAGGACGGCCCAGGAUUGCCUGGCCGCCCUGAUCCAGGUGUUUGGAGACCACGAGUCCCAGGCCACCCUGCGGCUCAAGUGCCUGACCGCUCAGCAACGGUCAGGCGAGACUCUCUCCGCUUUCGUGUUGCGGCUGGAAGUCCUGCUACAGAAAGCCAUGCUGGAGGGGGCCCUGGACAAGGCCUCAGCUGACCACUUGCGCAUGAGGCAGGUGCUCACCAGGGCCAGCAUCAUUGAGCCGCUGCGAGAGGUCCUGAAGAGGCUGGGCAUGGUGGGGAGGCGUCCAACUUUCCUGGGGAUGCUGGGGCUGGUUAAUGAGGCUGAGGCAUGGGAGGCCCAUAUAACCAGGAGCCUAGAAGCCCAGCCGGCACAAGGGGCUGCUGCCAGGGCCAGUGCCCAGGCUGAUGCCAGAGCCAAAGCUCAGGCCGAGGGUGACAAGGUGGUGGAGAAGCAGCAGCUGCAGGAGAAUAGUGACAACCGUGCCCCUGCCCUUGCAGGCCUGGGUCAGACAGCGCCCUCAGAGGCCCCUGGAGGUCCUGGCACUGUGCCAGAGGGCUUGGCCCAGGCGGGAGACCGAGAGGCCGAGGAACACCCCCAGGAGGGGCUCAAGCCCAUCCCAGAGGAGUCGGAAAGUGAGGACGGGGCUGGGGAGCUGAGCCCCCCCCAGGCGUCCGGUCGCCCCUCACACCCGCCCACGCCCACCUAUGCUCCCGCCAAGGAAACCGGAACAGGGGGCAGAGGCUGGAGCAACUUGGACGCGACCCAAACGGUACAGAACGUGAUUUGCUCAGUGAACUACCAGAUUGAUUACUGA
Molecule: messenger RNA, 1807 nt
Organism: Myotis brandtii (Brandt's bat)
Lineage: Eukaryota; Metazoa; Chordata; Mammalia; Chiroptera; Vespertilionidae
Product: paraneoplastic antigen-like protein 6B
Exons: 3
Coding region: 347-1807 (486 amino acids)
Source: RefSeq, a predicted model, not a curated record